CAGAGGAUAAGACAAAAGUUAGAACAGAGGGUAUUGUCCACAGUUCAUUAUGAAUAAUGAACUGUGGACAAUAGCACCUCAUUAGUGGAUAAGACAAAAGUUAGAAGGCAGAUGGAGAACAAAACCUCAAAAUCAAAACCAGAAAAAAUGUGUUGUUAAUCUCAAACACCCUCCCCAAUAGAUCAGCAAGCCAUCUUUACAAUCCCAGUUAAACACAAGAAACACAAACCACCCUCUCUCUCUCUCUCUUUGCAAAUUGAAAUUAGAUACUAUUAAAUAUCAGUAUUUUUCCCCCUUCCUCUUGGUGUGUUGUUUACUUGUUUUCGAGCUCAAGUUAAAGAAACCCAAAAUCAGGCCAUUAGAAAAAGUUGUAAAGCCAAUCUCCAAAGAGGGAAUAAAGCAGGUUGACACCAUUCAACCAACCGAACUUGAUGGUUGAAGUUGCUUCGGCUGAACCCAGAGAAUGCAAAAAAGAAUUAUCCUCCAAUAAAUCAGACUCUGAGAACAGUGGAGAGGGACCCUUUCAGAAUGACUCUACAAAUGAAGGUGCUCCAAAGAAGGGACGGUCAAAAUCACAAUUGUAUGAGAUUUGUGCUGCAAACUAUUGGAAACCACCUUUAUUUGAAUGCUGCAAAGAAGAAGGGCCAAGCCAUGCAAAAAUGUUCACCUACAAGGUUAUUGUUGAAAUAAAAGAAGCCUCAACUACGGUUUUGGAGUGUUUUGGUGCCCCCCGAUUGAAAAAGAAAGAAGCAGCAGAGCAUGCAGCUGAAGGGGCACUAUGGUACUUAAAGCAUAUUGGUUUCUCUCCAAAGGAAAAUUAGACUAGCUCCUGAUAUGUGUGCGCCUAGUCCAUUCCCAUUACUAAAUGGAAAUCACAUUUUGAUUUUAAGCUCUGAAAUUUCAAGUUUUGGAAUUCCACAUUGAAAAGUAGAAAAGUAAAGAGGAAUAA
This is a messenger RNA of Quercus robur (English oak), 949 nucleotides long. Its product is annotated as ribonuclease 3-like protein 1. NCBI's taxonomy places the organism in Eukaryota, Viridiplantae, Streptophyta, Magnoliopsida, Fagales, Fagaceae. The transcript has 3 exons. The coding region runs from base 432 to 821 and encodes 129 amino acids. The record is from RefSeq and is a predicted model, not a curated record.